Messenger RNA from Ambispora gerdemannii, 1347 nucleotides. The record is from the annotation of a GenBank genome assembly. Lineage: Eukaryota; Fungi; Glomeromycota; Glomeromycetes; Archaeosporales; Ambisporaceae.
AUGCCUUCCAAUAUUCUGAAUGAGGUGCUAUUCGUUGAUAUUGACGGAGUCGUGAACCCAGCUAUGUUGCAUGCACAUGUUAUGCUCUUGAUUAAAUUUAAGGCGUUGGAACAGUCGGACGAGCACAUCGAUACAAGAUACUUACUACGUGCGCAGGAACGCUAUGUAUUGUGGUUGAAUUUGUUGGGCAGUCAAAAGUAUGAUCAAGGAACUGAGCUAAUUCCGCCCAUAGGUGCCGUCUACAUCACUCUUUUUAUAGAUGUUUGCUAUAUUUGGCAUUCUCAUUUGCUUUCGCCAUUACGAUACUACGAAGAUUUGCACCGAAUUUAUGACCCUCAACAAAAGUUUCCAGAUUUCCCUCUAAAACAAUUGUACGAUGUUUGGGAAAGUAAUGGUGAUCAUACUGAUCCUCCAUCUGAAAAAGUCUGGGUAGAAGAGACUAAACAACCAUGGAUUCUUGACCCAAAUGAUAGUUCCGAUUUUAAGAUAAUCUGCCCUUGGUGUAAAUCAAGUGUUCAAAUCCCAUGGGUAAAUUAUGUGAAAUUGAUGCAAACAGUUGAGACGGAUGAAAGUUGUCCAAAAUGUUACGCGCCAUAUUCUAUUGAAACUUUAAGCGCAAAACGAUUCGUCGAUGAUAUUAGCGCUUGGAAUAAGGAUAAAACUCGAUUGAUUGGUGGAACUUUAAUUAAUCGAAAAAAUGGCACAUAUUCGGAAGAAUUUGCGACCAGAAGUUUUCAAUCGUUAUUUACUACAAGUAGCAUUAAUGAAUUAACAAAUUUUGACCAAUACAACUGGGAGCAUAUAGUCAAACAACUCAAUUUCCAGAUUAAAAAUUCAGAAGAGAAAAUUGUCCAGCGCGUCUUAUCCGCCUACAUUGGCAUUCCGUUAGCAUUCUCAAUUGAUCUAAUUAGUGCUGUACGUCGGCAACGCAAAUUCACAGAUAAGGUGGUCAACAAUAAAUGGGUCGAUUGCGUAGGGGCUCAAGAAAACGCUACCGUGCGAUACCUUAAAUUCUUGUCAUUAACGAAAGAGAAACCAAGUAUUCCCCUUGUACCUACGUUUGAUAUCGAUUUGUGUUGGCAUACGCAUCAGAUUCACGCAUCACUUUAUCGUGCAUUUACCAAAAAGCAUGCUGGUCGAAUUAUUAAUCAUGAUGAUACGUUGCCUGAAAAGGAAUUAUCAGUUGGUUUUGAAGCUACAGUUCAAGCUUGGAAUAAGAUUUAUAAUGAACCAUAUGUGCAAAGUCAAUCGAAGCACCCCAAAGAAUACGAAGUUAACGAAGAAUGCGGGGAACAAUGCCAACAAUGCCAAUCAGAAUGUGGUCCUGAAGCAUGUUAUUGUGAUUAG